AUGGAUAAUUGUAUACUUGUCUGUUUUUGUCUAUAUUCGGAGUAUAAGUAAUUCUUUAGCAAUCCAUAAUUUUAUAUCAAUUUGGCAUGGUUUUAUGGGGAUUUUGGAUCUAACAAGACACCGAAAAGCGGAACCAUCGCGUUCUAUCAAAAUACCCGGAAUUUAUUUCGGAUACACAGGAAGUCAGGAAGUCUUCCCCUAUGGUUUUAGCCGGUUCAUUUGCAUUAGGGUUUAACAACUAGUGUUAAAAAUAUAUUAUCUAGUUUCUGUUUAAUGUGUAUGAGAUAAAAUACAGCCAUCAAUAUGUUGAUUAAAGUUAAGACACUCACAGGCAAAGAAAUAGAAAUUGACAUCGAGCCUACAGACAAGGUGGAGAGAAUCAAAGAGAGGGUGGAAGAAAAGGAGGGGAUCCCUCCACAACAGCAAAGACUCAUUUAUAGCGGAAAACAAAUGAAUGAUGAGAAGACUGCUGCCGACUACAAGAUCCAGGGAGGAUCUGUCCUGCAUUUAGUUCUUGCUCUCAGAGGAGGACAAAACCUGCACUGGCCCUGCAAUCCCCCGGUGGCUUUCCUGGUCUAUUCUGUAAAGACUGUAAAUAGUGGAAAUCUGUGUUAAUAUGUACGUCAAAACAGCAGAAUUGCCAGGAGGCUCUGGUGUUUAAAGCCAAAAGUGGAGAUUUGGCUUUGCAUUAAUCACCGUCUGAUCGUUAGCUUGAUCACAGCUGCUUGGGAUUGACUUUUGAACAGUUUACAACCUACAUGUUAGUUCAUGUAGAACUUUGUUUUUGCCCUUUCAUUCUGCGGUAUAUGACGGUAUAAAAUUGUGCACUUAAAAACACAUUUACUUAAGUUUUAAGAUGUAACUGAUCCCUUAUAAUGGCUCAUAAAGAAAAUUAGUUUGCAUUAUCUUGCUUUUUUUUUAAAUGAAUAAAUUCAACUCAUUCUCCUCA
Molecule: messenger RNA, 949 nt
Organism: Cyprinus carpio (common carp)
Lineage: Eukaryota; Metazoa; Chordata; Actinopteri; Cypriniformes; Cyprinidae
Product: ubiquitin-like protein NEDD8
Biological process (GO): modification-dependent protein catabolic process; protein neddylation; regulation of proteolysis
Cellular component (GO): cytoplasm; nucleus
Molecular function (GO): ubiquitin protein ligase binding; protein tag activity
Source: RefSeq, a predicted model, not a curated record